AUGAUUUCGAUAACAUCUGGUCCUGAGUUCCACACUGAUCCUCCCCCGGGAGCCUCUUCAACUUCAUCGAUCGAGCAAGAUGCGCCGGCUCUCCUAGGGUUACAUCGUGAGGCCCCCAAUCUCCGCAUCUAUACAGCCUCUUCUAUCAAUUAUGAAGCAUUGAAUCGAAUCAAUGACAGGUCUGUCACAACUCUGCCUGUAGCUACCGUGCGCCCUACGGAUGAAGCCGAAAUUUCUACAGCGGUGCGAUAUAUCUCUCAGAAUGGAUUAACUUUGGCAAUUCGGAAUUCUGGCGUCGACCAAGGGGGCAGGAGCCGCGCUUUUGGGCCCAAAGAUGUCUCGCUUGACGUUCGCUCUGUGGAUAAAAUGAUUCUGUCCGCGGAUCGGCAGCAUGUAACGGUCGAAGGAGGAGUGUCAUCCGAAAGGCUACUCAAAUUCCUAGACGAGCACGGCCUUGCAACGCCAACGCCCCUUUCUCUUGUAGUUGGUUAUGUCGGCUUUGCCUGUGGCGGUGGAUAUAGCUCAUGGAAUGGUACCAUGGGCAUGGCCGCGGACAAUAUCCUCGGCGGAAGGGUUGUCCUGGCUGAUGGGCGUAUUAUGGACACAGGCGAUGCUGACUGCGACCCCGAUGUGCUCUGGACGCUUCGCGGUGGCGGAGCUGGUGUCGUUGGUGUAGUUUCUUGUCUCCGCGUUCGAGUACACCGUCGUCCGACCCUUCUAGGCGGGCUAGUUGGGUUCCCUCAGAAAGAAGCGGCCCAAAUCACUGAGAGGCUCGCCAAACUGUAUGCAUGGAAGAAGCCUAAUAAGCUCGUGGCCGAUGUAGGCAUCGUGCACCCACCGGGGGGCGAAGGCUUAUUCUUUUUCCUUCCUGCCUGGGCUCUGGACGAAGACAAGAGCGAUCUUGAUGAGGCAAAAGAUUAUCUUGAGCGCAUGUUGAGUCUUGGAACCGUGCUGGUCAAUACAGUCCAAGAGACUACGCCGUACGGAUUUACUAUGUCCGUUAAGAACCCCGAACUUUUUGCAGAACUCAUAUUUUUCCGGAAGACAGUCUCAGUUCCUGUCUGGUCGGAAGAGCUCGGCCGCAUCCUGUCAGAGCCACUACCAAAUUCUACAUCAAUUGUUGUCAUCCACGAUAGACAUGGAGCAGGCACACGAGGUUCUGGUUCCACCCUCAUGACGAAUGGAGCCUUUUCAAAUCGUGAACCACACGUGAUGCUCGGCAUUUUCGCAGCGGCGCCUCCCGAUGAUGAAGAGGGACUGAAGAGUUGUGAUGCGUGGGUAAAUAAGGUGUCCGAUGGCAUUAACGCAGCAGGUCUUGCUAUGCCGCACAAGUAUCUCAACUUCUGUUCACCUCAUAAGGGUGACGGUCUUCAUUACUACGGAGCUGAUGGUCUGGCUCGAAUCAGAUCUAUCAAGAGUCGGCUCGACCCGUUAAAUCUAUUCGCAAAGAGUACGCCUGAUUUAGCAUAA
Trichoderma gamsii is the source of this 1470-nucleotide messenger RNA. RefSeq lists its product as hypothetical. The transcript has 2 exons. Lineage: Eukaryota; Fungi; Ascomycota; Sordariomycetes; Hypocreales; Hypocreaceae. Bases 1 to 1470 code for a protein of 489 amino acids. The record is from RefSeq and is a predicted model, not a curated record. Gene Ontology annotation, molecular function: catalytic activity; FAD binding.